AUGCGUUAUCAGUUACGAUAGUAUAUACCUUUUAAUGACUUCAUCAAAGAAUCGCGCAUGUCCAUUAGGACCUGUCACACUCAAGAAGGCGAUUGAAAUAGCACUUACAAAGAACAGUCAAUACCUGUAGUGUAAAGGGUGUUUUCUGAUACCAAAUAUCACCCUGUGUAGAAGCAGACAUUAAUUAAGCCUAUCGUCAGACUUUUAUCCAGUCCCAAAAAUGGAGAUGCUUGCGUAUAUUCUUCAUCGUUGUUUUGAUUUGCAAACAAUCGGGAUUUUUACCACAGUUUUUCUUUUAUUUGUGUACCUUUUGUUGUCAAGGGGUAAGUUACCCCCCGGUCCACCGGGCUAUCCCAUAAUUGGUAAUUUAUUGUUAAUGAUGUCAAUUAAACCGGGCACGAGAUAUAACUUUUAUCGACGUCUCACCGAGAAAUAUGGAAAUAUAUGUCGUAUUCGAUUUGGCCACAGAAAUAUGUUUAUUUUGAGUGGUUAUGAUACAGUUCAUGAGGCUUUGGUAACAUUCGGUAAUGUAUUCGGGAAUCGACCCAACUGGCUGCACACUAUUAAGAUGGCCACCAAGAAUGGGAGAGGCGUUAUAUUUGCCAACGGUAAAGAAUGGGAGGCACUAAGAAGAAUGUCGUUAAUUACUUUGAGGGGUUUUGGUGUAGGUAAACAGACAAUAGAAGAGAGAAUAAAGGACGAAGUUAAAGCUAUUAUUGAUGUUUUAGAAGAGACGAGUCGCCAACCUUUCCAUAUUAAAUACUAUUUAAGUCGCGCUAUUACUAAUAUAACAUGUAGUAUUUUAUUCGGACAUAGAUUUGAUUAUGACGACCCCAAGUUUAAAGAACUUUUAGAUGCAUUAGAAAUAUAUUUUAAAAUGGAAAACACGUCAUCUCCAAUCAAUGCACUACCAUGGUUGAGAUAUUUACCUACAAAAAGACAGGACGUUUCUACAAUAAUGGCACCUAUCAAGGUAUGGAGUGAAUUUACAGUCGAUCAAGUUGAAAAACAUAAAGAAACCUUUGAUACCAAUAAUAUAAGAGAUUUUAUAGAUGUUUAUCUACAAACAAAAAACUCCCUUGAAGAAGAUGAAGAUAUAAUUACAGUUGGAAAUAUAUUUCGAAUGAUUCUAGAUCUCUUUGGUGCUGGGACAGAAACAACAGCUACGUCAUUAGAUUGGGUGUUCUUGUAUAUGAUUGGUUAUCCCGAGAUACAGAGAAAGUGCCAGGAAGAGAUUGCCAAAGUGGUAGGAAAUGGUUGCAGUGUAUCUCUAGCUGACAGGCGUAAACUGCCCUACGUUCAUGCAACCUUAAAUGAAAUUCAGCGGAUUUGUAACGUUGCACCGACUACAAUUCCUCAUGGUUUAACGGAGGAUGUCAUAUUUCAAGGCUAUUCAUUACCUAAACACUCUAUUGUUAUUAUUGAUCUAAUGUCUGUCCAUAAAGAUCCCAAAUACUGGCAAGAUCCUCAUUUAUUUAAACCAGAGAGAUUUCUGGACCACAAUGGACACCUAAUUUGUAGAAAGGCUUUUAUGCCAUUUUCUGAAGGACCACGGAAAUGUUUGGGUGAAAGUCUGGCCAGAAGUGAACUCUUCCUAAUUUUCAGUAAUCUACUACAAGUGUAUGAUUUUACACGAGUCAAUGGAAAUGAAGUUAAUUUCCAUGGAUUCCAUGGAAAAACAUUAUCUCCAAAACCUUAUGAACUGAACAUUGUAUCAAGAUAGGAUAAUGGAUAGGCCUAUGAACUUUUUUUCUUUUCUGACAGAUUAGCUCACCGUUGAACUUACCUACCAGAAUGGGAUUUUGUGAAUUGUAUAUAAGAAUGCAAAAGUUUGUUAGUAGUGAGAAGAGAUAUCAAGUAUUCUGGAAAACUAAGGCGCCAAAAACAGUAUAUUAUUAUGUGAAUCUGUAAAAUAAAUAUAUCAUGGCAAAAGAAUAAAGACAUUUAACAAG
Messenger RNA from Patella vulgata (common limpet), 1952 nucleotides. Its product is annotated as cytochrome P450 2J4. NCBI's taxonomy places the organism in Eukaryota, Metazoa, Mollusca, Gastropoda, Patellidae. Gene Ontology annotation, biological process: xenobiotic metabolic process. Gene Ontology annotation, cellular component: intracellular membrane-bounded organelle; cytoplasm. The transcript is spliced from 8 exons. The record is from RefSeq and is a predicted model, not a curated record. Gene Ontology annotation, molecular function: iron ion binding; heme binding; oxidoreductase activity, acting on paired donors, with incorporation or reduction of molecular oxygen, reduced flavin or flavoprotein as one donor, and incorporation of one atom of oxygen. The coding region runs from base 221 to 1723 and encodes 500 amino acids.